AUGGUGAUGCAAGAGAAUCAGAAAUCGGAUCGUCUUAACAAAGUUGCAAAUGGUUUUCUAUUCUACAUUAUGCAAGGUGAAACUAAACCAGAAAUUAAAUAUCUUAAGAAGCCGAAAAUCCCAAAAAAAGUUUCUGGGAAGAGAUAUUUGUGUAAAUCUAUGACUACAGCAAUCCUUAUCUUGGUUUUUCCAAUUAAUGCAGCGGCAUGUGCAAAGUCAAGUGCAUAUUUCAUGACGUCUAAAAUGUUGCCUUUGAAGAUCAACGAUGAGAAAAUGAAAGAAAUACAAAUUCUUAGUUCUCUGUCUUUUUUUAUAACUUCAGGUUGCAAUCUUCUUAGCCACUUUGAUACGCUUGACUUCUUGUUUUCACCGUGCAAGAUCCUCAUGGUGAAGUUCUUUAAAGGUUAA
This is a messenger RNA of Clunio marinus, 408 nucleotides long. The record is from the annotation of a GenBank genome assembly. NCBI's taxonomy places the organism in Eukaryota, Metazoa, Arthropoda, Insecta, Diptera, Chironomidae.